Molecule: messenger RNA, 3726 nt
Organism: Carlito syrichta (Philippine tarsier)
Lineage: Eukaryota; Metazoa; Chordata; Mammalia; Primates; Tarsiidae
Gene: DDX42
Product: DEAD-box helicase 42
Exons: 17
Coding region: 26-2830 (934 amino acids)
Molecular function (GO): RNA helicase activity; ATP binding; nucleic acid binding
Source: RefSeq, a predicted model, not a curated record
UCCUAACAGAUCAGUCAUUGGCAUCAUGAACUGGAAUAAAGGUGGCCCUGGCACUAAGCGGGGAUUUGGCUUUGGAGGUUUUGCCAUCAGUGCUGGUAAGAAGGAAGAACCCAAACUUCCCCAGCAGUCCCACAGUGCCUUUGGGGCACCCAGCUCUUCUUCUGGGUUUGGAAAGUCAGCUCCACCACAGCUCCCUUCUUUCUACAAAAUUGGAUCUAAACGGGCCAACUUUGAUGAAGAAAAUGCAUAUUUUGAAGAUGAAGAAGAGGACGCUAGCAAUGUUGAUUUGCCUUACAUUCCCGCAGAAAACUCACCAACCCGCCAGCAAUUCCAUUCCAAGCCAGUAGAUUCUGACAGUGAUGAUGAUCCCUUGGAGGCAUUCAUGGCUGAAGUGGAGGAUCAGGCAGCUAGAGAUAUGAAGAGACUGGAAGACAAAGACAAGGAAAGAAAAAAUGUAAAGGGUAUUCGAGAUGACAUUGAAGAGGAAGAUGACCAAGAAGCUUAUUUUCGCUACAUGGCAGAGAAUCCAACGGCUGGUGUGGUUCAGGAGGAAGAGGAAGACAACCUGGAAUACGACAGUGAUGGAAAUCCCAUUGCGCCUUCCAAAAAGAUCAUCGAUCCUCUUCCUCCCAUUGAUCACUCAGAAAUUGACUAUCCACCAUUUGAAAAAAAUUUUUACAAUGAGCAUGAAGAGAUAACCAACCUCACUCCACAGCAGUUAAUAGAUCUCCGGCAUAAGCUCAAUCUUCGGGUCUCUGGCGCGGCACCCCCUAGACCAGGAAGUAGCUUUGCUCAUUUUGGGUUUGAUGAACAACUUAUGCACCAGAUUCGAAAAUCUGAGUACACACAGCCCACUCCAAUACAAUGCCAGGGUGUACCUGUGGCAUUAAGUGGCAGAGACAUGAUUGGUAUUGCCAAAACAGGCAGUGGGAAAACUGCAGCCUUUAUCUGGCCCAUGUUGAUUCAUAUAAUGGAUCAGAAGGAGCUAGAACCAGGUGAUGGACCAAUUGCAGUGAUUGUGUGUCCUACCAGGGAGCUUUGCCAGCAGAUCCAUGCAGAAUGUAAGCGGUUUGGAAAAGCAUAUAAUCUUCGAUCAGUGGCCGUGUAUGGUGGAGGGAGCAUGUGGGAGCAGGCCAAGGCCCUUCAGGAAGGAGCAGAGAUUGUUGUGUGUACUCCAGGUCGACUGAUUGAUCAUGUGAAAAAGAAAGCCACCAAUCUUCAAAGAGUCUCUUACCUUGUAUUUGAUGAAGCAGAUCGAAUGUUUGACAUGGGAUUUGAGUACCAGGUUCGAUCCAUAGCAAGUCAUGUUCGUCCUGACAGACAGACUCUCUUAUUCAGUGCAACUUUUCGGAAGAAGAUUGAAAAGUUGGCCAGAGACAUCCUGAUCGACCCUAUUCGAGUGGUGCAGGGAGAUAUUGGCGAGGCAAACGAAGAUGUGACACAGAUUGUGGAGAUUCUCCAUUCCGGGCCUAGUAAAUGGAACUGGCUUACUCGGCGUUUGGUGGAGUUUACCUCUUCUGGGAGUGUCCUCCUGUUUGUUACUAAAAAAGCCAAUGCUGAAGAGCUAGCCAGUAACCUUAAGCAGGAGGGCCAUAACCUUGGACUGCUUCAUGGGGACAUGGAUCAGAGUGAGAGAAACAAGGUCAUUUCUGACUUUAAGAAAAAGGACAUCCCCGUCCUGGUGGCCACAGAUGUUGCAGCCCGUGGUCUGGACAUUCCUUCAAUUAAGACUGUAAUUAACUAUGAUGUGGCACGAGACAUUGAUACCCAUACUCAUAGAAUUGGCCGCACGGGAAGAGCAGGUGAGAAGGGUGUGGCCUAUACCCUACUGACUCCCAAGGACAGCAAUUUUGCUGGUGACCUUGUCCGGAAUUUGGAAGGAGCCAAUCAGCAUGUUUCCAAGGAACUUCUAGACCUGGCAAUGCAGAAUGCCUGGUUUCGGAAAUCCCGCUUCAAAGGAGGGAAAGGGAAAAAGCUAAACAUUGGUGGUGGAGGCCUGGGCUACAGGGAGCGACCUGGCCUGGGCUCUGAGAACACGGACCGAGGAAAUAAUAAUGUCAUGAGUAAUUAUGAGGCUUACAAGCCAUCCACGGGAGCCAUGGGGGAUCGACUGACGGCCAUGAAAGCAGCUUUCCAGUCACAGUACAAGAGUCACUUUGUUGCGGCCAGUUUAACUAAUCAGAAGGCUGGAAGCUCUGCUGCUGGGGCAAGCGGAUGGACUAGUGCGGGGAGCUUGAAUUCUGUUCCGACUAGUUCAGCACAGCAGGGUCAGAGCAGCCCCGACAGUCCCAUCGCCAGUGCCGCCAAGGGCAUCCCAAGCUUUAGCAGUACUGGGAACAUCAGCGCUGCCCCUGUGACCUACCCUUCUGCUGGAGCCCAGGGAGUCAACAACAAUGCAGCUUCAGGGAAUAACAGCCGAGAAGGCAUUGGGGGAGGCAAUGGGAAGAGAGAGAGAUACACUGAGAACCGGGGUGGCAGCCGUCACAGUCACGGCGAGAGUGGCAGUCGGCAUGGCGAUAGCCCACGUCACGGAGAUGGUGGGCGCCACGGGGAUGGAUACCGCUACCUGGAAGGCAGCAGCCGUCACACUGAUGGCCAUCGGCAUGGGGAAAACCGGCAUGGAGGAAACGCAGGCAGGCAUGGGGAUAGCCGGGGUGCAAGCGAUGGUCGGAACGGGGAAAGCAGGAAAGAAGGUUGUAAUCGUGAGAAGACGGACCCCAAGGUGGACAGUGGCAAAGUGGACAAGGCAGACAGCAAGACAGAAAAGCCGGCCGAUGGCUUUGCUAUCCCAGAACCGCCCAAACGCAAGAAGAGUCGGUGGGACAGUUAGAGGGUAUGUGCUGAAGUGUGGGAUCAGUUGUCGUUAAUUUUAUUUUUAGAUUUUGGUAACUAGGUGUCUCAGGACUGGGCCAGGGUCCAAGGUGUAAGGACCCCCUGCCCCUAGGGGAGAGCUGGAACUUGGAGACAUCACCCCUUCAUCUGAAGGAAUUUUCAGAUGUUUUCUUGGGAAGUUACUUUGGUCCCUGGAAGCAGUGAGAACAGAGAAGUCACUUGUGGUCCUGGGUGAGUUGUCAUGAGGGUAAGUUGAGGUUACCUUGGGAGAAAGGGCCUUCUAGGGCACAAAACUCACUCUAGGUUUAUAUUAUAUGUAGCUUAUAUUUUUUACUAAGAUGUCACCUUAUAAACAUCUAUAAGUCAGUUCUUUUCUUAGUUGUGUGGCCAGGCAGUUCCCCUUGAGUUGGCUUCUGCAAACCCAGUCCUUUGAGCUGUUGGGAAGCAAUUGGUGGUUCUGAUGUUUGCAGGGAAGGGAGAUGACUGGUACUAAAUGAGAGCUGGUACUUGGCUUCCUGGCCAGGUUUGUGUCCAGCCCUGAGACAACAUGUUGGAAGGAGCAGCCUUCCAGACCCAGAGCCACUGCGACUGGGGGGGGACGAUCCUGGGAGUGGCUCCAGGGUGGCUCCCACUCUGAGUGAUGCUCAAUUUAAAAUUAAAAAACAAGAAACCCAAUAACAGCUUUUAAAGUGUCUUCUAUUUCAUUGUGUGUUUUUUUUUUUUAAUUCGCCCCAAUGGUAGGAAAAUCUUUUGCUGAAAUGAUUUUGAUGAUUUUUGUUCUAUCUUGUUUAUAAAAGGAAACUAUGCGAACUUUGAGUGUUGUGACUUUGUGAGGGUUUCUUUAAGAUGUGCAUCCUUUCUGCCUGCUCUCUAGUAAAGGUUCUACUGCUGGGA